Messenger RNA from Magnolia sinica, 1881 nucleotides. RefSeq lists its product as uncharacterized. The coding region runs from base 1 to 1881 and encodes 626 amino acids. NCBI's taxonomy places the organism in Eukaryota, Viridiplantae, Streptophyta, Magnoliopsida, Magnoliales, Magnoliaceae. The transcript has 3 exons. The record is from RefSeq and is a predicted model, not a curated record.
AUGGGGGGAGCUCCUUCCUUCUCAUCAUCCAUGGCUGAAUUCAUCGACACCAUCCAUGACGCUUGCUUCAUUGAUGCAGGAUAUUCUGGUUCCAUCUUCACUUGGUGUAACAACAGGUCGGGGAGGGGGCGACAAUGGGCCAGGCUUGACAGAAUGCUUGUUAAUGCAAGCUGGCUGAGAUUGUUUCCUAAGUUCGGAGUGGAUCACAUAACAAGGGCCUACUCGGAUCACUCCCCAAUCACCAUGACCUUCAAUGAUGAAUUAGCCAAUUUUCCUCGGCCUUUCCAAUUUCAAAGAAUGUUGACCACCCAUCAAGUCUUCAUAAGGGUUGUUAGAGAAGCCUGGGAAAUAGAGAUGGUAGCUGCCCCAAUGUUCAAAGUCUUCAUUAAGAUGAAGCUUCUAAAGAGGAAACUAAAAGACUGGAAUAGAGCUAUUUUUGGAGAUGUGCACAGUAAUGUUCAGAAGGCAGAGGACGAGCUAGCUAGAGCUGAAAACUCCCUCCUCUCCUCCAACUCAGAAACUGAUUUAGUGCGCCUGAAAUCAGCCCAGGAGAGUCUCAAGCUAGCACAACUUCAGGAAGAAUUAUUUUGGAAGCAGAAGUCAAGGAUAAGUUGGCUUCAUGAAGGUGAUAGGAAUACCAAGUUUUUCUAUGAUUCAGUGAGGGUCAAAUGCAGAAAGCUGGUGAUUGAUAGGAUCAAAACCCCCUCGGGAGAGAUCUUAGAUAAUCGAGUCAACAUUGGAAGGGAGGCAGAGGCCUAUUUCAAGGAUCUGUUUUCAGCUCAAAGCAGGACGGAUAAUGAGGCCCUGUUAUCAUCCAUCCCAGCUAUAGUCACUGAGCACAUGAAUACGGACCUAAUGACACCUUUAAUAAUUGACGAAGUGAAAGCCGCGGCAUUAUCCAUUCCGAUUGAUAGCGCUCCAGGACCCGACGAUUUUGGAGGAACUUUUUUCUCAUCCUGUUGGGAUAUCAUUGGUAGUGUUAUCUAUGAGGCAGCGAAGGAUUUCUUCUCAGGUGUACCCUUGCCCAGAGCCUUUCAAUGCACCCACAUUUGCUUAAUUCCUAAGAAGCCUAAUUCAGAAACUAUUGCUGACUUCCGUCCCAUUAGUCUAAGCAAUGGCAUUAUGAAGAACUUUUCAAAGAUUACUGCUACUAGAUUGGCUUCCAUCCUGUCGUCAAUCAUAUCUGAAGAACAGGGGGCAUUUGUGAAGGGGAGAUACAUUGCGAAGAAGAUCUCGAUUGUGAGGGAAGUGGCCAACGAUUUGGACCGCAAAGUAUUUGGAGGGAACAUGAUCCUCAAGCUAGACAUGGAGAAUGCUUAUGAUCGGGUUGAUUGGGAGUUCCUCGCCCAGGCACUUUGGUUUCUUCCCUUCAUCCAGAGGUUUAAGACAAGGGGACCCACUCUCCCCCUCCUUAUGACGAUUCUCUUCUUGAAUGCCAGGUUGACAACAGUGUGCUCCAUGCUUAAAUUCAUAGGCGAAUAUGAAGAUCUGUCCAACCAAAAGGUGAAUGCUUCCAAAUCUGCAUUCAUCCUUUCCAGGAAGGCUUUGCCACCCAAAGCCCAUCGAAUUGUGCGUAUGACAGGGUACAUGCAAGCCUACCUCCCUUGCACUUACCUGGGUAUUCCUCUAACCAAAGGGAAAAUCCAGGCGCCUCUCAUGAUGCCGCUUAUCCACAAAAUUCUAAGCAAGAUGGAAGGGUGGAAAGUUAAAAUCCUCAACCCAGCUGACAGACUGACUCUCAUCAAACAUGUUCUAUCAAGCAUCCCAAUCCAUGUCCUGUCGACAGUUAAUAUUCCCAAAGCAACAUGCAGGAUGCUUGAAUCUGGCCUGGUUAAUUUUUUCCGGGGACUACGGAGGGAAAAAAGAAGAAGCACUGGCUGA